Messenger RNA from Striga asiatica, 1152 nucleotides. Lineage: Eukaryota; Viridiplantae; Streptophyta; Magnoliopsida; Lamiales; Orobanchaceae. The record is from the annotation of a GenBank genome assembly.
AUGCGGGUUCCUGGGGAUCGCACGAGUCUCUGCGCGUCAGGUGUUGUCCGCGUACGAGAUGCGCGUUGGGCGCGUCUGACGUGCGUGCGUGUCGGGCACUGGCGAGAUUCUCGCGGGUCUGUGUGUCGUUGUGCCGGUCGUCAUUGGGGAUCUUGCAGUCUGCUAGGGUGCCACCGGGUGGUGCGCGAUCGAGCAGGCGUCGCCAGCCACUGGUCAUGCCGAUCGCUGGUUGAGAAUUGGUAUAUCGUCUGGAACCUCCGCGGGUGGCCGAGUGCUGCUCGUGCCGUGCUCCAUCGACCACCCGACCUACCGAGUGGCCGUCCUCUUGCAGGAAACGAUGACGAACGGAUUCGAAGGGGGCCAGGAGCGGCCACAUGCCGGAUCAUGUCGGCAAUUCAUAUAUACUUUGAGAUGGUGUCUGUGAUGACUGUCAAUAAGUCUGUGUCCCCAUCAAUUGCUGUUUUGAGGAGGUGUCUUCACAAAACUCCACAGUUCAGUUUCUUGGCUUCCUGCAAUGGUGAGUUAGGUUUUACCUUUCAGAUUAAUACCUUAGAAGAUCCAAUAUGUUACAUGGACUCGAGUACGGGUAUCGGACACGGAUUAUAUGUCAAGUAUAUGCAAUUGUUUUUUACAAAACCCAGAAGCCCCAAAUCAACUAGUCAUACUGCUCCAGCUCCGCAAUCUUCAUUAAAAUCGUCUAGGAGUCAGACAGAGGGGAGUAACCAAAUUGUGGUGAUGCAAGGAGAAUCUCCUCAGCUGCAAAACCAGGAAACUGAGGCCUCAACAUCCAUCCAAGACAAUAAUAGGCCCUCUAACUUACCCAUCACUGCUCUAAUUCCAGUUCCUGACAGAGACUUAGAUCUGCAUAAAUCAUCUACUCAUAUGCCACUUAUUACUGCCAGGGGUAGCUCAGACGCUCCUUUUCCCAAAUCCACUUCUGAUAUUAAACAGCCAGACACCUCUGCGAAUGCCAAUCUUCAAAUGAUGGAAACCUCCAAGGCUAUGGAAAUUGAAGGAGCUGAAGUUGAUGAACACAUUGCAACUUCAACACCAGCUUACAAAUCUGGACUAUGGGAUUCUCAAAACUUGGAAAAGGAACAGAACCAAGGAUGGGAGACUUCAAAGAGAGCCAGCCCUUCCAAUUCUCAUUGA